AUUCCUGCCACUGACGUUAGUUUGUCCGUGUUACGCUCUAAUACGGAUAAACUACAUCACAACAACUGCAGAAAUGCAUAUGGAACACGACGGAAAUCGUCCGUAUAUGGACAAGUUGUUUUCUCAGGACCAGGCACUCUGCUACGAGGCUCUUGUGGAACUGAAGAAUUCUGUUAUUGGUAGUAAUAAACAGAAGAGCAAUGUGAUACUGCAGGGAGUUGUUCCAAGGUUGAUGCAGUUUCUGCUAGAGGACAGCACCGGCAUUGAGUUUCGUCUGUGGCAUCCUAACCAGCAGUACGUCGAGGCGUGUGUUAGAUGUCUGCGCAGCAUCCUCAUGUCUCCCAUCUCUCCAGCAAACGUCGUAUAUCAGGACGAGACGAUUGUUCCGCACAUGAUCGCGCUGCUUCCUCGCUCGUCAACGACGAAGGAAUGCGUCACCAGCAUCCUAGCAGACUGUUGCCGGACGGUCGAUCAUCAGACGAUACUGUGCAACAGUGGCGCCAUCCAGGUGAUGGCUCCGUUACUACAGGAAGAUAACUAUCGUGUUCAGAUGCCGACACUGAAAUGUUACGCUGCGAUGUGUUAUCAGAAUCCUCACGUCUCUCAACUCAUCACAGACGCGUAUUACAACGGACGCUAUGUGACGGACAGCAUUGUUGUACUUCUGUCACGAGACAAAACACUCCACAUGCAGAUGGCAGCAGCUAAGUGUGCGAUGCUGAUCAACAUGGCGUUCCAGGCUGAGCAGAAGGUAAAGUCCAGCAUCCUCGUAACCCUGGGAACCGACCAGCUGUUCCGUCUGCUAGCCGAUGCAGACGUCAAUGUUCUCAUGAAGACGCUGGGACUGCUACGCAACCUGCUGACUACCAAGCCUGCGUUGUGUAUACUCGCGAACAUUGCCGACGGAAAUUCUGCUAAAGAGUUCGUCAUGUCGAAUGAGGACGUGCUGAAAAAAAUUACCAGCUACAUGAUGCAUUCGAAUGUAAAGUUACAGAUUGCAGCCACGUUCUGCAUCUCCAAUCUCAUAUGGAAUGAGGAGGAAG
Priapulus caudatus is the source of this 1043-nucleotide messenger RNA. Its product is annotated as armadillo repeat-containing protein 8-like. Lineage: Eukaryota; Metazoa; Priapulida; Priapulimorpha; Priapulimorphida; Priapulidae. The annotation marks the transcript as partial. The record is from RefSeq and is a predicted model, not a curated record. Gene Ontology annotation, biological process: proteasome-mediated ubiquitin-dependent protein catabolic process. The transcript has 12 exons. Gene Ontology annotation, cellular component: GID complex.